AUGGCCACUGCAAGGCCCAAUUAUUAUUGUCAUAAGUGUCAAGCACAUAUUGGACAUGUCACGGAUUAUGAGUGUCCACGUUGUCACGAUAGUUUUAUUGAAGAAGUUCCAGCACAAGAACCAACAUCUCAAUCUCGUAGUCAAAGACGUACAGGUGGAACCUUUCAAAUUCAUAGUGGAGCACCAUUUGGUAAUACAACAAUUGUUUUUGGUAGUGGACCUUCAACAAAUGAUGCAAAUAAUCCAAAUGGAAAUGGUGAUUUAGGAAAUUUUCUUCAAAAUAUUUUAACACAACUUGCUGGUGGACUUACUGGUGGUGGUGGUGGAGGUGCACAGUUUCCUUUUAUUAUGCAUAAUGGUGGUGGUGGUGCAGCUUUUCUUGAUCCAACAAAUCUUGAUGCUUUUCUUACUCAAUUUUUAAAUCAAAUGGGAGAAAAUAGUGGUCCUGCACCAGCACCUGAAAAUCGUAUAAAUGCUAUUCCGACAGUAAAAGUGACUGCUGAACAAGCUCAUGAUAAUUUACAGUGUGCUAUUUGCAUGGAUGAUUUUAAAGAAAAUGAUGAAGCUAAACGUCUUCCUUGUACACAUCAUUUUCAUGAAGAAUGUAUAUUACGAUGGCUUAGAAUGCAUGGAACAUGUCCAACAUGUCGUGUUACAUUAGAUGGUGAUAAUACAACAAAUCGUGAAUAUGUUAAUCUUCAACCAAAUCAACAACAAACAUCAUCAUCAUCAUCAUCAUCAAAUAAUAAUCGUCGAAAUAAUGGAGAUAAUAAUGGAUCAUCAUCAUCAUCUUCUGCUGCUGCUAUGGGAGGGUUUAAUCCACUUGAAUUCGAUUAA
Molecule: messenger RNA, 837 nt
Organism: Rotaria sp. Silwood1
Lineage: Eukaryota; Metazoa; Rotifera; Eurotatoria; Philodinida; Philodinidae
Source: the annotation of a GenBank genome assembly